This is a messenger RNA of Leptinotarsa decemlineata (Colorado potato beetle), 970 nucleotides long. RefSeq names its product DEAH-box helicase 15 (gene Dhx15). Gene Ontology annotation, molecular function: RNA helicase activity; ATP binding; RNA binding. Gene Ontology annotation, cellular component: intracellular anatomical structure; spliceosomal complex. Lineage: Eukaryota; Metazoa; Arthropoda; Insecta; Coleoptera; Chrysomelidae. The record is from RefSeq and is a predicted model, not a curated record.
UAUGACAUAAAAAAGUUAUAAGAUAGAAGAAGAUAUUCGACAUUUUGAUCUUGAAUAUUUUGCGGCGCUUGAUUGCUUGUUGGUUUUACCUUACCUGCAAAUUUUACUUAAGACUUUUGUAACACACAAAAUGUCUAAGCGAAGAAUAGAAGUCAUUGAUCCUUUCAUUAAAAAGAAAAGGGAAGAACGUGGUAUUAGCACAGCUGUUACCUCCACAGCUCCAAGUGGUUCAACGAACCCAUACACAGGUUUACCAUAUACUCAAAAAUAUCAUGAACUUUUCCGAAAAAGAAUUGGGUUGCCUGUUUUCGAAUACCGAGCAGAUUUUAUGCGACUCCUUGCAGAACACCAGUGCAUAGUUCUAGUUGGUGAGACAGGGUCCGGAAAGACAACACAGAUACCGCAAUGGUGCGUAGAAUAUUCAAGAUCGGUUGGUACGAAAGGAGUGUGUUGUACACAGCCUAGAAGAGUUGCAGCAAUGUCCGUUGCACAAAGAGUUUCCGAAGAAAUGGAUGUUGCUUUAGGGCAAGAAGUGGGUUAUAGCAUUCGAUUUGAAGAUUGUUCGUCAGCAAAAACUAUUCUCAAAUAUAUGACAGACGGUAUGUUGCUCAGAGAAGGAAUGAGCGAUCCUAUGCUGGAAGCCUACCAGUGUAUUCUUCUUGAUGAAGCCCACGAGCGUACCCUAGCAACAGAUAUUCUUAUGGGUGUGUUGAAAGAAGUCAUCAAACAACGGAGCGAUUUGAAACUUGUUAUCAUGAGUGCUACUUUGGAUGCCGGAAAGUUCCAACAGUACUUUGACAAUGCGCCGUUAAUGAAUGUCCCUGGUCGUACUCAUCCCGUAGAAAUAUUCUACACUCCUGAACCAGAGAGGGAUUAUUUGGAAGCCGCAAUAAGAACUGUUAUUCAAAUACAUAUGUGCGAAGAAAUUGCAGGUAUACUUUUAGUAAUUUUAUGACGUGUGUUUAGAGAU